UCGCCGAGAGAAUUAGACGGGCACGGUCUCCAAGGAUUUACGCUCCACACAGGCAAAUUCCUUCUGCAUUUGCCGCGUUAUUCUUCCUGAAGUUACAUUUUCCGAAACCGAGAAGAGCUUCUUGUGCUAUAUUUCGUUGGACGUUCCUGCUUCCAGCGGGCGGGCGACGUACGAUGAGCGCACCGACUUUCGAGAAGAAGAUAACGAACAUUUUAUCCGAGCUCCCCGGCCCUAUGAGCUGCCACUCCGCAGCGAAAGACUCUCCGACUCUGCCGGAGUCCUCCGCGACGGACAUGGGUUACUACAGCGGACAGACGGCGCACGGCCAGCACGAAUACUACCACGGCCAGUCCUACUCGCAGCCCAUAAACCCCUACCCGUAUCACCAGUUUAAUCUGAACGGGAUGGGGGGCGCGGGGGCCUACCCCACCAAAUCAGAAUACCCCUUCUCCCACUCGUACAGACAAUAUGGACAUUACAACAGGGACCUCCAGACGCCACCUCAGGACCUAGUCAAAGAAGAACCAGAGCCCGAAGUGCGCAUGGUAAACGGGAAGCCGAAGAAAAUCCGCAAGCCCCGCACCAUUUACUCCAGCUACCAGCUCGCCGCGCUGCAGAGGCGGUUCCAGAAGGCGCAGUACCUGGCCCUCCCGGAGCGAGCCGAGCUGGCGGCGCAGCUGGGCCUGACGCAAACGCAGGUCAAGAUUUGGUUUCAGAACCGGCGGUCCAAGUUCAAGAAGCUGUACAAGAACGGAGAGGUGCCGCUGGACCACAGCCCGAACGCCAGCGACUCCAUGGCCUGCAACUCCCCGCCGUCCCCGGCGGUCUGGGACAGUGCUGCCCACAGCAACCCCGCCGGCAGGGGGCAGCUCCCGCAGCCGCCGCUCAGCUCUUCGCCCUCCUACAUGGAAGAUUACAGCAGUCACUGGUACCAGCAAGGGCCCCAUUUACAGCACCCGGGCGCCGUACACCACACCCCGCCGGCCCAGAGCGUGGGGGCGGUGUAUUAAUGCGCAAAGACUUGUUUAUAUGUCUCAAAAGGGAAAAGACUUUUCACACGCAACUGUUUUUCAUCAUGAUAGUAUUCCACCCAAGCAAUCGACUUCAAAAAGAAGAAAAUAAAAUAAUGCAGAAAAUAAAAAUUAUUAUUAAUAAUAAAUAAGCUGACUCCGGGAUACACUUAAAUGCAAGAUGCUGUUCUGCUUCGGACGUGAUCGAGGCGCCAGGACAGCGUCACUACAUGUUCCUACUGUGUACUUUGCUUCGUUACCUUAGGCCUACCAAAAAGUGAUAUUUACUAGCAUUUAAAACUUAAAAAUGUAAAAAAUAUAUAUAUUUUUGUAUAUGUCGAACCUGUCAUCGCUAGUGUGCAAAGUGUCAGUUACUGCAAAUUUCAUAGAUUUCGAAUUUUGAAUACAUUGACAACUUAGGUUUGGCAAUAUUUGCAUCGAGUAUUAUCCAUGGAGUUGCAGUAAUUUAUAUAUUUGUCAAAUGACAUGUAUUUAGACAUAUAUAAAAUAGUUUCUUUGAUUUUCGAAAAAAUUGAUUUUGGAAAAUACACGAUGUUUGCUUAAGGGUUAUAUCACUAGGCUUGUUACGUGCUCUGUCGUGUUUUUCUUAAAUUAUUAAUGACUGUUGUUUUAUUAUGUUCGUUGUUUUAUGUCUAAUUGUAGGAAUGAAAAUGUCUUCUUGCAAUAACUCAGUAAAACUGGUAGAUCAAAGAGGAAAAAUACAUAUUUCAAACUACAGGUUGCCUACUUGUAUAACCCAUGGUAAAUAUAGGUAGAGUGGAAACCAGUAUGUGCUAUAUAAACUCAGGUCAUUAUUUAUAUAUUUUGUAAAAAAAACCAAACAAAAAAAGUUUAAAUCUGUAAAUAGAGCUUUGUUUUGUAUGAAACGUAAACCACUAAAUACACAUUCGCUUUUUAAUUGCAACCUUUGGUGCUUGAACCUUUAAAAUAACUCCUGAAAUUAUUUGUAACUAUAGAAUGUAUUAUUCUGUUAAUGAGUGAAUAAAUUGUGUAGAAAUUAA
This is a messenger RNA of Conger conger (European conger), 2032 nucleotides long. RefSeq names its product distal-less homeobox 3b (gene dlx3b). Gene Ontology annotation, molecular function: DNA-binding transcription factor activity, RNA polymerase II-specific; RNA polymerase II cis-regulatory region sequence-specific DNA binding. Lineage: Eukaryota; Metazoa; Chordata; Actinopteri; Anguilliformes; Congridae. Bases 174 to 1010 code for a protein of 278 amino acids. The transcript is spliced from 3 exons. Gene Ontology annotation, biological process: regulation of transcription by RNA polymerase II; epithelial cell differentiation; embryo development. The record is from RefSeq and is a predicted model, not a curated record.